GUACACGAAAAACAGACAAAAAUCAGUCUCUUUUCUGCAUCCCAGCAAUAACCAGUAAAACACCUCCUGGGAAAACGCCCAGAAAAGGUAAAGCGUCAGGGUAGCUGGCAGCAGGCCAGGCGGUGGACACCGAGCGAGGCACUAUGCUUUCUUUAGAGGCUGCUGGGUCUCUGUUUGAAGAUGCGAAAGCAGCUGUAAAGAUACCACCUGACUUCGUGUGCUUGAUCAGACGUUUCUUAUGUAUAAUGAGGGAAGCACCAAGAAAGGUGUCUCUGCUGAACACCAGAGUCCAGUCUGAAACUGCUCAAGUAACAGCCUCGUCGUAAAACUGCUGCUUUGGUUGUAUGGUGUAUCUGGAAGAAGAGAAGUAGCUUGACUGCCACCACGCAGUACCUGCUGUCGGGGCUGGAUCCUGACGAGGGACUGAAGGGAAGAUGAGAGCAUCACGGCUUCCUUUCCAGAUCAGAGGUGCCCUAUGAAACGCUGAACAAACGCUUCCGCGCCGCACAGAAGAACAUUGACCGGGAGACGAGCCACGUCACCAUGGUGGUGGCCGAGCUGGAGAAGACCCUGAGCAGCUGUCCGGCCGUGGACUCUGUGGUCAGCCUCCUAGAUGGCGUGGUGGAGAAGCUCAGUGUCCUCAAGAGGAAGGCGGUGGAGUCCAUCCAGGCGGAGGACGAGAGCGCCAAGUUGUGCAAGCGCAGGAUCGAGCACCUCAAGGAGCACAGCAGCGACCAGCCGGCGGCGGCCAGCGUGUGGAAGAGGAAGCGCAUGGACCGCAUGAUGGUGGAGCACCUGCUGCGCUGUGGCUACUACAACACGGCCGUCAAGCUGGCGCGCCAGAGCGGCAUUGAGGACUUAGUGAACAUCGAGAUGUUCCUGACGGCCAAAGAGGUGGAGGAGUCCCUGGAGAGGCGCGAGACAGCCACCUGCCUGGCCUGGUGCCACGACAACAAGUCCCGGCUUCGCAAGAUGAAGGGCCGCCAAGGCGAGCACGACGCGAAGACGGCACGGAAAAGUAGAGCGGCCAGUGGCUGCCCUAGAGAGGGUGAGGAUCUUGGUAUGGAAACCGUAAAAGGAAAGCCAGAAUUGAGCUGCCUGGAGUUCAGUCUCAGGAUCCAGGAGUUCAUUGAGCUAAUCCGGCAGAACAAGAGGCUGGAUGCGGUGAGACACGCGAGGAAGCACUUCAGCCAGGCCGAGGGGAGCCAGCUGGACGAGGUCCGCCAGGUCAUGGGCAUGCUGGCCUUCCCACCAGACACGCACAUCUCCCCCUACAAGGACCUGCUGGACCCGGCCCGGUGGCGGAUGCUGAUCCAGCAGUUCCGGUACGACAACUACCGGCUGCACCAGCUGGGGAACAGCUCGGUGUUCACCCUCACGCUGCAGGCCGGCCUCUCGGCCAUAAAGACACCGCAGUGCUACAAGGAGGACGGCAGCUCGCGGAGCCCCGACUGCCCGGUGUGCAGCCGCUCGCUGAACAAGCUGGCACAGCCCCUGCCCAUGGCGCACUGCGCCAACUCGCGCCUGGUUUGCAAGAUCUCGGGAGACGUGAUGAACGAGAACAACCCGCCCAUGAUGCUGCCCAACGGCUACGUCUACGGCUACAACUCCCUGCUCUCUAUCCGGCAGGAUGAUAAGGUGGUCUGCCCGAGAACCAAAGAGGUCUUCCACUUCUCCCAGGCUGAGAAGGUGUACAUCAUGUAGGCGGGUCGCCGCGCCCGGGCGGCCGCGGGUCCCUGCCUGCCUGCCUGCCUUUCUGUUUCUUGCGACCAAAGAUCAGUGAGCAACAACAGACACUCUUGGGAAGAGAGGAAGUAAGAUUUAACGAGCUCGUACUUGAUUUCAUAACAAGUCAGCUGUUCGACGCUUCUGAAGCGCUUUCACCUUUCAGAGAAACUUCUUUCAAGACUGACCACGCGGAGGGAGGCCGGAGCCUUUCACAGCAGGAGCUGAUUCCUUCCUGUGUUCUCACAGUUCCCUCCCUUUUGCUAACGAGGAACCCCGGGGGAUGCGCUGGUCCUCGGCUGUGGCCCGGGAGCGGUGGUGGCCACGCCAGGGCGACCUGCGUUGACUCGGUGCCACGAGGGACCCUGUCACUUCUCUGUAGAGCUGCUGCCAAAACGCCAGCGCCACGGCCGCGGGUGGGGCCGGCCUCCAGGACCACCGCUGCCCGCGCCCGCGGGGCCGUGUUAGGAUGUGUGUGGGUUCAGUGUCCCGUCCCUCGUGCUGCCUUCUCGCCUGCCUGAGAAUGUACCCCGUGGAAAUCCACUGGACCGGUGUCUGCAGAGGCCUUUCCGACGGCUCCGUAACUUUAGCUCUAAACACUAUUCAUCACAGAAGCCAAUAGUUCAGUUGAAGUAACCACCGAUGACUUUUCAAAUCAAACGAACCAUCGUAGUUUACACGAAACCGUACCGUAGAGGUUUGUACUCAGCGCUUAUUUUUGCAUGUUGAUGUUGAUUAGCUAAUAAACUGUGAAUGUCAGACACGCGAA
Hippopotamus amphibius kiboko is the source of this 2494-nucleotide messenger RNA. It is a transcript of the gene MAEA, whose product is annotated as macrophage erythroblast attacher, E3 ubiquitin ligase. The record is from RefSeq and is a predicted model, not a curated record. Lineage: Eukaryota; Metazoa; Chordata; Mammalia; Artiodactyla; Hippopotamidae. Gene Ontology annotation, cellular component: cytoplasm; nucleus; GID complex. Gene Ontology annotation, molecular function: ubiquitin protein ligase activity; protein binding. Bases 544 to 1704 code for a protein of 386 amino acids. Gene Ontology annotation, biological process: proteasome-mediated ubiquitin-dependent protein catabolic process. The transcript is spliced from 11 exons.